AUAUCUGGUCUUUUUGCUUAUUGUAGAGCUUAUAGGCAUUUGCUUUUGAUAUUGUUAAGAUUGGAAUAUUUGGUUCUUAUUUUGUUUUUAAUGUUUUUUGUUUUUUUUACAGGGUUAGGAUCUGGUUAUUAUUUUAUUUUGGUCUUUUUGUCUUUUUCUGUUUGUGAGGGGGUUUUGGGUCUCUCUCUUUUGGUUAGUUUAAUUCGUUGUCAUGGUAACGAUAAUUUGAUAACCAUGUCCAUGUUAGUAUGAUAA
Messenger RNA from Cimex lectularius (bed bug), 255 nucleotides. The record is from the annotation of a RefSeq genome assembly. NCBI's taxonomy places the organism in Eukaryota, Metazoa, Arthropoda, Insecta, Hemiptera, Cimicidae.